Molecule: messenger RNA, 1193 nt
Organism: Phalaenopsis equestris
Lineage: Eukaryota; Viridiplantae; Streptophyta; Magnoliopsida; Asparagales; Orchidaceae
Product: receptor-like protein 51
Exons: 1
Coding region: 18-1145 (375 amino acids)
Molecular function (GO): protein binding
Source: RefSeq, a predicted model, not a curated record
UAACCGCUCUCCAAUCCAUGGGCCUCUCCGUGGGCCGCGACCCCUGCGGCAACCCAUCUCCCCACGACAACGCCACCGCAUGCGACUCCUCCUCCCCUUUCCGCCACCUCAUCUCCCUCCGCCUCGCCAACUGCUCCCCCGACCUCGAGCUCUCCCCGACCGCUCUACGCUCCCUCCACACUCUCCGCUCCCUCUCCUUCCUUCGCUGCCCCAUAACUCCCAUCAAAUGCUUCCCCUCUCCUCUCGCCGCCUCCCUCCGCUCCUUCUCCUGCAUCUCCUCCCUCCGCCCUCUCCCCGCCUCUCUCCUUUCCCAUCUCCAUAACCUCACCUACCUCUCCAUCAUCGACGUCCCCAUUUCCCUUACUUCCCCCUUCAUCAUCUUCUCCCAGAUGCACAGCCUUCUCUCCGCCACCAUCUCCAACACCACCCUCUCCGGCCAACUCCCCCGCCACUGGCAUUCCCUCACCCUCUCCCACCUCGAUCUUUCCUUAAACGCUCUUAAAGGCCCCGUUCCAGGCUCCAUCAGCCUCCUCGAAUCCCUAGAGUUUCUCAAUUUCAGCUCAAACUCUCUCUCAGGACUUCUCCCGGAAGCCAUUGGCGACCUAAUCUUUCUCAAAACUCUAUCCCUCUCACGGAACUCUCUCUCCGGUCCCAUUCCGGAAACAAUGGCCGCAUUGCCGGAGCUCACUCAACUCGAUCUGAGCUUCAAUCAGUUCAACAGCAGCAUACCCCGCUUCUUAUCGGAGAUGAAAUCGUUGAAGCGUUUGAAUCUGGAGAGCAAUAAUUUCGAGGGUGUUCUUCCCUUCAACGCUUCCUUCAUUAGCAGAAUGGAGGUUUUCAAGGUGAGCGGAAAUAGCAAUCUCUGCUACAAUCGUUCGGUGCUAUCGUCAAAAUUGAUUCUCGGGAUCGCUCCCUGUGAUAAGUACGGCUUGCCGGUGCCCCCGCCGCCGGGAAAAGGGGACAAGGACGACUCUUUCUCCGAUUAUGACUACGGUGGUGGAGAAGACGACGGUGGUGGCGGGGGGAAGAAAGGUGGCGGAGGGCAGCAUGAGGUGAAUAGGCUCGUGCUGGGAGUGGCUAUUGGUCUUUCUUGUUUGGUUUUCCUGGUAAUUUUUCUUGUCUGCCUCUCCAAGUUAUGUGGAUGAAUUAGGGAUAUUUUAAUCUAUUAUUAUUAUUAUUAUUUUAAGGUUUUU